AUGGCUGCGACAGUUGCCAGACACAAGCACGUGCACGUCAGCCAUGACUACCACAGUGCACAGUCUAAGGUGGUAGCAAAGCAGUACACAAGCUCUGAGGUGGUGGAGGACGAUUAUCAUCACAAACAAGAAACAAGAAUCCAGGGAGUGGUGAGGAAGAAGAUGGUUGAGAAGUACGUCCGUGAGGAGUCUAUGAUCAGGGGCCCUAAGUUCCUGACCACACUCCGAUCCCAUACUGUUUGGGAGCACACUCCCGUGAAGCUAUACUGCACGGUCGAGGGCUACCCAACCCCUUUUGUGAAAUGGUAUAAAGAUGGUGUCAGCAUUGACUUAUCGUCAAUGAAAUACAAUGUGCAGGACAAUGUUGGAAUUCAUAACCUGGAGAUCGUCAAGUGUGAAACCGAUGACACUGCGCAGUACACUGCUGUAGCUAGUAACAUUCAUGGACAGGUCUCUACUCAGGCCUCUGUCAUUGUCAAGAGAUUCAGAGAAGAAGGGCAUUUAUCUUCCUAUGCAUGGCUUCCUUACACAAUUCCCAUGUUGCCGGAGAUCAAAUACACCAAGAUCAACAUCACCUUCCUGGAGACUUUUGGCUCGGUCUUUGGAACAGAAGGAGACACGGUCACAUUGGCAGCCACAAUGAACAUUAGCCCCAACCUAGCCAAUCUGCAGCCUGAAGCUCAAUGGUUCAGAGAUGAUCAUCGGCUGUCAGACUCCAAGUGGGUGAAGAUAGAGUCUGGUAGAGGCGAGACCAAGCUGAACCUGCCUCACCUGAACAAGGAUGAUGAGGGCGUCUACACUCUCCGUAUGGUGACAAAGGGGGGAGAUGCUGCGCACAGUGCAUUCGUCUCCUGUGCCGAUGGUCCACCCCCAGUACCUGGGUCUCCAGGUGCCCCUAUGGACAUCAAGAUCCAUGACGCCAACAGAGAUUAUGUCAUCGUGUCCUGGAAGCCUCCCAACACCACUACUGAAGGCCCCAUUAUUGGAUACUUUGUAGAUAGAUGCGAAACUGGAACUGAAAAUUGGGUGCAGUGCAACGACUCCCCCAUUAAGAUCUGUAAAUACCCUGUGCCUGGCCUUUUUGAGGGCCACUCCUAUUACUUCCGUGUGCGGGCGAUAAACUCAAAAGGUAUCAGCAAGCCCUCCAGAAUGUCUGACCCCAUUGCCGCCCUGGACCCAACUGAAUUUGAAAGGCUCCAUGCCAUCAAGUUGGGUGGUAAACUUGACGUUGUAACUUACUACGAUGACGUUGAAGACGAGAAGAAGGUGCCAGGAACCCCCUCAAAGUUGCAUGCCCCAGAGACCGACCGAACAUAUGUUGUCCUCAGCUGGAAACCUGCCCCCUAUCACGGCCGGGCCCCAGUGUGGUACUAUAUUGAGAAGUGCCUAGCUGAGACCGGUGCAUGGCAGAGGGUGAACACUCAGGUGCCUGUGAGAUCUCCUCGUUAUGCCGUGUUUGACUUGGCUGAGGGAAAACAGUACUUGUUCCGCGUACUGGCUGCAAACAUGUACGGCAGCAGUGAAGCCUCUGAGCCUACUGAGCCCAUUCAGACUCAAGAGCUGCGUGGUGUCCCCUCCGCUCCUGGUCAGGUGGUUGCCACAAGGCAAACUGACACAUCUCUUGUUAUCCAAUGGGCUGAACCCAAGGAGCCUAAUAACCUUAUUGGCUACUACAUUGAUGUCUGUGUAAAAGGCUCCAAGGACUGGGAUUCGGCUAACCACAAGCCUCACAAGAGCAACAAAUUUGUGGUUCAAGGCCUGACCACUGGUGAGACGUAUGUCUUCCGUGUGCAAGCCAUCAAUGAGCUGGGUCUUAGUGAUGAAUCACAGGAGUCGUCCCCCCUCUCUGUCAAAGCUGCCCUCACUAUUCCCUCUGCUCCAUAUGACAUUGCUCUGCUCGCUUGUGAUGGAGAGUCCAUGGUUCUGAACUGGAAGCGGCCCGUCCACUCUGGUGGCUCUCCGGUGGCUGAAUACUACAUCAACAAACGCAGGCACGGAGAACACACAUGGAGAGAGGUCAACAUCCCACCCAUCAAAGAGAGGCUGUUCAAGGUUGAACAUCUAAGUGCAGGUGCAGUCUAUGAGUUCAUGGUUUAUGGUGGAAGUCUUGCUGGUCUUGGUGCCCCCUCUGCCCCUAGCAAGGCUUUUCACUGUGAUGCCUGGACCAUGCCAGAGCCAGGUCCAGCUUAUGACAUGACCUUCUGCGAGAUCCGUGAUGACUCUGUGGUGGUGGAGUGGAAGGCUCCCGUCUACACCGGCACCAGCCCAAUCACAGGCUACUUUGUGGACUUUGCCAAGAAAGGCUCAGAUGAAUGGCACUGUUCCAAUGAGAGCCAUGCUGUCAGUCACCGCUACCACAAGGUGACUGGGCUGGAAGCCGGAGUGUCAUAUGUGUUCAGAGUGCGCGCGGCGAACUCUGAAGGUGCCGGCAAGCCUUCCUUGGCUUCUAACCCUGUGGUUGCCAAAGCAGUGGAAGGUGCCCAGGAGAUGACCUGCACAGUGGACAAAGAGUCAGGUGACAUCAUCCUGUCAUUUGAAAGCUGUCAAAUUACGGAGAGCUCCCACUUUGUGUGGAAGAAAUUCUACAAGGAAAUCACUGACUUCUCUAAAGAAAUUGUCAUCAAAACAGAGGGCAGCACCUCCAAGCUUAUUUUCAAGCACCCUGACCAGGGGGAUGUGGGUUGCUUCUCUGUUUCUGUAACUAACACGGAUGGUGUUUCUGCCAGCCAUGAAAUCCAUGCCGAAGAGCUGGAGAAAAUGCUGGCAAAGAGCUAUGGUAUCAGACACCCGGUGAUCCCUCUAAAGACUCAACUGGCCUACAAGAUUCUGGAGCGUGGUCGCAUGUGCUUCUGGCUGCAGGCUGAGCACAUCUCCUCUGCUGUCACCUACAAGUUCUUUGCUAACAACAAGGAGCUCUCAGCAAAUGAUCCAAAUCAUGCGAGUCACAACGUGGAGACUGGUAUCAUUGAGUUUGUGCUGGAUCAUUUCACAGAGGAUAGCGAGGGUACCUUUACUGUUCAGAUCGAAGAUGGCAAAGCCAGAGGCCAGUCCUCUCUGGUGCUAAUCGGAGAUGAUUUCAAGGCAGCUCUUGCAGACGCAGAACACCAAAGGAGCGAGUACAUCAGAGUGAAAGAAGGCCCCCACUUCAGUGAGUUUUUGUCAGUCCAUGUUGGGGACGACUGUUCUGUUGCACUCGUCUGCAAGGUGGAUAAUCUGAAGAAAGAAACAGCGCUGCACUGGUUCAAGGAUGACGUUGAGAUUACCCCUGAAGGGCCAGCCAAUCUGGCAUCUGGAGCCUGCAAGCUUCCUAUUUCCCUGUUCUCCAAGGCUUCCACUGGCAUUUACAAAGCUACCAUCAGUGAUGACAGAGGAAAGGAUCAGUCCCAAAUUGAAAUAUCCGGCCAUGCCUUUGAUAAAAUAAUCGAGAAGCUUUCUAAACUUGCUGGAUCCUCUGCAGCGGAGCUGGCAAUUCACUGCACUGCAACAGGCAUUCAGCUCCACUGCCACAUGAAAUACUACACAGAGGAGAUGAAAAUCCAUUGGCUGCAUGCGGAAAGCAAACUCUCUCACGCUGAGAAGGUGCAUAUUGGAGGUACCCCUGCCAUGGCCAUUAUGGAGAUCCUUGAACCCACAGACAAGGAUAAGGGUCUGUACCACAUCCAGAUAAUAGAUACGGAGAACACCUACAGUCGCACCAUUGACCUUUCUGGAGAUGCCUACGAUAAAGCCUUUGCGGAAUUCACAACACUAAAAGAGGAAGCAUAUGCUGAAGCUAACCGUGGCAAAGUGCUGGGCGGUCUGCCUGAUGUUGUUACCAUCAUGGAGAAGAAGACCCUGAGUUUGACCUGCACAGUGUGCGGAGACCCAAAACCUCAAGUCACCUGGUUCAAAAAUGGUGCAGAGGUGUAUCCCGAUGACCAGUACUUGGUGUCCCUCGAGUCCGGAAAGUUUGCCAGUCUCACCAUCAAAGGUGUGUCCCUGGAAAACUCUGGCAAGUACACCAUGACGGUGCAGAACAAAUAUGGAGGAGAGUCUGUGGAUAUCGUUGUGAGCAUCUACAAGCACGGUGAUACGAUUCCUCAGGCCAAACCAACUCUAACGCCCAAGUCGAUUAUCCCACCUAAACGUCCUAUUGAGAUCCCAGGUCCCAAGGUUGUCACUCCUUCCCCAGCCCCUGCUCAUGUCUCUUCUCCAGCCGGUGCCAAGUCCCCCACCCCUCCCAGGGGACUUAAGUCCCCCACCCCAGCUCGUGGCAUGAAGUCCCCUACCCCAACAAAGAGAAAGUAAACAACAAAAGCAUUUAAAUUCCAAAGAGAGGAAGGAAAAUAAAAAGUUAUUAAUAUGUUAGCAUGAGUCAUCAAAUAGAAAGUUAUUUAACAGUAGAUAUCUGUCAUUUUUCACUGAAGAUGCAGUUGAGCUCUCUUACUCUUUUUCUUCUUAUGAUAGAGCCAAUGUCUCGGAGAGAAAGAAAGGGGGUUUGGGAGCGGGAAGCCAAGAGAUAUUUAGUGUGUUGGAAGUUGUGCCACAAAAAACAGAGAGUUUGUCACCAAUGUUUACAAAGCUGAAUGAGCCUUUUAAUGAACUUGGCUCUGUCUUCCUUGAGGCGCUUUGGUGAAAAAUGACCAGCUUUGAUGUUUAGUUUAUUAAAUCUCUGUUUUAAAAGCUGCAUUUUCAAUUAGCUGGUGGAAUCUUGAGGAAUUGGCUCUCCCUACGGAUGGAUAACCCUGCUGGACCUCCACUUAGCCCAUAGUGGCAGGUGUGGCGUUUCUAGUCACUGACCCAAAUAAAUCAUGUUACCCUCCUCGCCGCUGCGUGUCUCCCCCUGCUUUUGUGUUAAUAAAAAAGAGCCAAAAUCA
Messenger RNA from Salvelinus namaycush (lake trout), 4856 nucleotides. RefSeq names its product myomesin-2-like. The coding region runs from base 1 to 4287 and encodes 1428 amino acids. Lineage: Eukaryota; Metazoa; Chordata; Actinopteri; Salmoniformes; Salmonidae. The record is from RefSeq and is a predicted model, not a curated record. Gene Ontology annotation, molecular function: protein binding. The transcript is spliced from 35 exons.